This is a messenger RNA of Ascoidea rubescens DSM 1968, 1023 nucleotides long. Its product is annotated as 40S ribosomal protein eS1. The record is from RefSeq and is a predicted model, not a curated record. Gene Ontology annotation, cellular component: ribosome; cytosol. Gene Ontology annotation, biological process: translation. The coding region runs from base 140 to 907 and encodes 255 amino acids. The transcript has a single exon. Lineage: Eukaryota; Fungi; Ascomycota; Saccharomycetes; Ascoideales; Ascoideaceae. Gene Ontology annotation, molecular function: structural constituent of ribosome.
CAAUUUUCCAAUUUUCACUAUUGUGUUGAUUUCACAAAUUUAUUUUAAUAAUCAGGACCUUAUUAAUAUUAAAAAUUAAGUAGUUAGUUUGAUUAUUGUUACUAUCUAUUAUUAAUAUCACAAAUAAAGAAGACAAAUUAUGGCUGUAGGUAAAAAUAAGAGACUUUCCAAAGGUAAAAAAGGUCUUAAGAAGAAGGUUGUUGAUCCAUUCACAAGAAAAGAAUGGUAUGAUAUUAAAGCUCCAUCAACUUUUGAUAACAGAAACGUUGGUAAGACUUUAAUCAAUCGUUCAACUGGUCUUAAAAAUGCCGCUGAUGGUUUAAGAGGUCGUGUUGUUGAAGUUUGUUUAGCUGACUUACAAUCUCAAGGUGACAAUUCCUACAGAAAAGUCAAAUUAAGAGUCGAUGAAGUCCAAGGUAAAAAUUUAUUAACCAAUUUCCAUGGAAUGGAUUUUACAACCGAUAAAUUAAGAUCUUUAGUCAGAAAAUGGCAAACUCUUAUCGAAGCAAAUGUCACUGUUAAAACCGCUGAUGACUACGUUUUAAGAGUCUUUGCAAUUGCCUUCACCAAAAGACAACAAAAUCAAAUCAAAAAAACUACUUAUGCUCAAACUUCUCAAAUCCGUGAAGUUAGAAAGAAAAUGAUUGAAAUUAUGAGAAGAGAAGUCUCCAACUGUACUUUAUCUCAAUUAACCUCUAAAUUGAUUCCAGAAAUUAUUGGUCGUGAAAUUGAAAAAUCAACUCACUCAAACUAUCCAUUAAAAGAUGUUCACAUUAGAAAAGUCAAAUUAUUAAAACAACCAAAAUUCGAUUUAGGUGCUUUAUUAUCUUUACACGGUGAAUCUUCAACUGACGAACAAGGAAAGAAAGUUACUGGUUUUAAAGAUGAAGUUUUAGAAGUUGUUUAAUCAUAUUAAUUAAUAAUUCAAAAUAUCUAUUUAAAUAUAUUUUAAUAUUAUUAAUAAAAACACAUAAAAUUUAAAAACUAAUUGCAAUCCAAGCUAUUUUAAAACAAAAACCGAAA